This is a messenger RNA of Pungitius pungitius (ninespine stickleback), 5447 nucleotides long. RefSeq names its product SRY-box transcription factor 5 (gene sox5). Gene Ontology annotation, molecular function: RNA polymerase II cis-regulatory region sequence-specific DNA binding; DNA-binding transcription factor activity, RNA polymerase II-specific. Gene Ontology annotation, cellular component: nucleus. Gene Ontology annotation, biological process: regulation of transcription by RNA polymerase II; positive regulation of chondrocyte differentiation; cell fate commitment. The record is from RefSeq and is a predicted model, not a curated record. The coding region runs from base 198 to 2561 and encodes 787 amino acids. The transcript has 15 exons. NCBI's taxonomy places the organism in Eukaryota, Metazoa, Chordata, Actinopteri, Perciformes, Gasterosteidae.
GGGAGGGGUGUAAGGCUGAAAGUGUGUGAGUAGAGAGACGGAGAGGAACACACAGAAAGAGAGAGAGAGAGAGAGACAGAGAGAGAGAGACAGAGAGAGAGAGAAUCGGCAGUGUGUGAGAGGUUGAAUGAUCACUUCUCUCCCGUCUUGUUUUGGGGAGACUUACCUUGUUCAUCUGAGCAUUGUGGGACUGUUUUAUGUUGUUGUUGACAAGAGCGACGGACCCUUACUCCAGCAUGCUCACUGAGCCUGAGCUACCUCAGGAGUGUAACAGGAUGUCUUCCAAGCGACCAGCCUCUCCAUAUGGGGGGACAGAUGGAGAGGUAACCAUGGCAACCAGCAGACAGCGAAUGGAUGAUGGGGAUAGCGAGGGACUCGGCAGUGUCAUCCACCUCCCCCUGGUCUCCUACUGCGGCAAGGUGUCCCCUCGCUCGCCCCCCAACCGCAACUUGGACAGCCCCCCCAACAUGGAGCAUGACACCACCAAGGGGAUCUCCCUGAGCCCUUACCCGCAGCACAACGCUACCUCACCGGGCAAAGAGGACGGCGGAGGGCGGCCCUGCAGCGACGGCGGCUCCGCCGCCGGCACCCUGGGGACCCCCGAGAGGCGCAAGGGCAGCCUGGCCGACGUGGUGGACACGCUGAAGCAGCGCAAGAUGGAGGAGCUGAUCAAGAACGAGCCGGAAGAGGCCCCCAGCAUUGAGAGGCUGUUGUCAAAGGACUGGAAGGAUAAACUUUUGGCCAUGGGCUCAGGGCACAUCGGAGAAAUUAAAGGUACCGCAGACAGCCUGGCGGAGAAGGAGCGCCAGCUCAUGGGCAUGAUCGGCCAGUUGAGCAGCCUGAGGGAGCAGCUCCUGGCGGCCCACGAGGAGCAGAAGAAGCUGGCCGCCUCGCAGAUGGAGAAGCAGAGGCAGCAGAUGGAGCUGGCCAAGCAGCAGCAGGACCAGAUUGCCCGGCAACAGCAGCAGCUUCUGCAGCAGCAACACAAAAUCAACCUCCUGCAGCAACAAAUCCAGCAGGUCCAGGGCCAACUCCCUCCGCUGAUGAUUCCCGUCUUUCCCCCGGACCAGCGGACUCUGGCGGCGGCGGCGGCCCAGCAGGGCUUCCUCAUGCCCCCUGGCUUCAGCUACAAGCCCGGCUGCAGUGACCCUUACCCUCUCCAGCUCAUACCCACAACAAUGGCCGCCGCUGCCGCCGCUGCUGCCACGCCAGGUUUGGGACCCCUCCAGCUCCAGCAGUUGUAUGCAGCUCAGCUGGCGGCCAUGCAGGUCUCCCCGGGGGCCAAGCAGCACGGAGGCGGCAUGCCACAGCAAGGCAACCUGGGCACACACUCCCCGCCCACCAACACACACUCCCAGAGCGAGAAGGGCCGCAGCUCCCCGCUCCCAAACAAGGCCAAGGACAGUGAGGGUGCACAGCCACUGAACCUGUCGGCCAAGCCUAAGGCAUCCGAGAGCAAGUCACCCAACUCCCCCCCAACUUCCCCACAGGUCGCUGCUGCUGCUGGCGCCAAGCUGGGCCCCGCCGGCUCCGGGAAGCACAGCGUCGCCCCCUCCAGUAUCGGGGGUCCACCGACCAGAGUCAGCUCGAUAGCAGACUUGUUGUCCACGCUGUCCACGACCGCCUAUCUGAACGACCACGAGGCUGUGAGCAAGGCCUUCGCAGAGGCCAGGCAGAUGAAGGAGCAGCUGAAGAGAGAGCAGCAGGUCCUGGACGCCAAGGUCGCCGCCGUCAGCAACCUGAGCCUCAACAACGGACGCUCGGACAAGGACAAGGCAGCCUUGGAGAGUCUGAGUCAACAGCUGAAGCAGCAGGCAGAGGACAAGUUCAGCCACGCAAUGCUGGACUUCACCAUGAGCGGAGACUCUGACGGCUCCCCCAGCGUGUCAGACUCCAGAAUAUUCCGGGAGGCUCGGGGUCGUGGCAGCGCAGAGCCGCACAUCAAGCGGCCGAUGAACGCCUUCAUGGUUUGGGCCAAGGACGAGAGGAGAAAGAUCCUCCAGGCCUUCCCCGACAUGCACAACUCCAACAUCAGCAAGAUCCUCGGCUCCCGCUGGAAAGCCAUGACCAACCUGGAGAAGCAGCCGUACUACGAGGAGCAGGCUCGCCUCAGCAAGCAGCACCUGGAGAAAUACCCCGACUACAAGUACAAGCCGCGGCCCAAACGCACCUGCCUGGUGGACGGCAAGAAGCUGCGCAUCGGCGAGUACAAAGCCAUCAUGAGGUCCCGCAGGCAGGAAAUGAGACAAUACUUCAGUGUGGGGCAGCAGGGCCAGUUGCCCUUGUCCUCCGCAGGCGUGGUUUACCCAGGUACCCUCUCCAUGGCAGGAAUCCCCUCCCCCCAAAUGCCGUCAGAGCACUCAAGCAUGUCCAGCAGCCCCGAGCCCAACGCCAACCACCACCAGAACCCCCACAUGGCUGGCCUGAAGGGGGACGAGCCGCGGAUCAAGGAGGAGGAGCUGCGGCUGGACGACAGCAACGGCGACGUGUACGACGACUUCGACUACGAGGACGAAGAAGCAGAUUACACCAGCGACAACGACAACCACAUCACCCAGUAGGGCGGCGCGACAGAAGCCCAAUUUAGAAGCCAAUCCCCACGCUGGUUGAUCCCACACAAGCCCAAACCCACCAAUCAGGAAGAAAACUUUCUCUUUUUGCCAAUUACCUUGGGUCCCGACCUCACAAACACCCGCCAGCGUCCCCCCCGUCCCCCUCCCCGUCCCCCCAGCCCCCUCCUGACCAACGUGGACUCUUCUCACAGAGCCAAGACCCUCCCACUGGAGUCCUGAUACCAGCAUUCUGACCAAUCAACGGAAGCACAGGACCUGUCACUCACACUGACUGUUACACAAACUGGAGUCUGGGAGCACGAGACGACCGAGCCGGCUUCUGACGCUCGCUGAGGAAUAUUCAAGUACUACUGCAAGUUGAGUGAGGAGACAUCAAAAUCAUGCUCAAAAAGCAACCUUUUAGAAUCGUUUGUAGGAAAAGGAGACUUUUGAAAAAUGACAGACGGAUCAGUGGACCUGUCAAAGGCGAACAGAUGACACUUUAAGAUGGCGGACCUGUUUAUAAACGAGAGACACUUUUAAAAAAUAAAAAACUGCUUUUUUUUUUUUGUUCUUCGGUUCUAUAAUAUUCUCACUCAGGUACACGGUGCCAAUAAGUGGCUUGUGAAUGUGAUUUGUUGUUUUUGUGCUACAAGUUUGAAUAAUAAUAGAAAAAAGAGACUUUUCUUUUUCCUUUUGUUGUAAAGCAGACAGACAUCAGACAUGUUUAUUUGAACAAAAGACAUAUCUUUUCUUUGAGCUCUCAGUGUGCCCCCUUCCCCCUUCCCCCCCCCCAUGUGUUUUUUGAGACUGCCCGCUCCCCGGUUGGAUCGGUCCAGCCAAGACUGACCAUUGCAGCGUGGACCAUCCCACGUUAAGGGGGUCUUCAAAGGGAGACAAGGGCGUCCCCGGAGCGAAACGAAAGCACUGUGUUGUGAGACAAUCCGCCAGUCACUUUUUCGCUUCGUCCCUUUUAUUUUCACCUCUUCCGGGGCGAAACACCAGUACGAACUCGGCAGUGUGUGUCGGUGUGUGCGUAGAAUCUCAUUUCCAGUGUGAGGAAAAAGGCCCAAAAUGUCCAGGACACGGAAAGACGGGCUUACACUGCUGCUGUUUUUAUUUGUAACACACACACACACACACACACAUGUAUACACACCCUCAGUGUUCUCCUGCUCCCUUCAAUCAACACAGUCCUGCUGCCCGCAGUGGGCGGAGCUAAGCUGAAGCAGCCUGUCAGUGUUUCUGUUUGUAUUAGAAUACUGUAUUUUAUUAUUUCUCUUCAAACUGCCUCUAGUCUAAUAAUAUUAUUAACAAUAAUUAUAAGGAUGGUCAGCGUUUCCUAAGUUUAGUAAGUUAUGUACAGUAUAAUUUAUUUUUCUCCUCUAUAUUGCGUUUUGAUGACCAUAUGAAACUAUGACAGUUGAUGAAACAUUAUUCUAUUUAGCUGUAGGUAUUUAGAUCUAAACAAAAGUUGUCAUUUUACCUUGCUUUGUUUUGCAUUUGUUUGUUCCCUUUCCUUUUUGAUGCGUUUGUUUCGUAUUAAUCCUCGUGGCGGGGUUAGAACAGCGAGCUGGACAGACAGACUCAACGCCGGCACUCCUUUGCCAUUUCUAAAAAGCACUCAGACUCUGAGGAAAGGAAGAACAGGAUUUUUAUUUCUUUAAAUUGUUAUCAUUAUUUUAUUUGUAACGGUUAUCAUAAUGUAUAAUGUGAAGUUUCUUCUCUUUUAUUUUGCCUUUUACUUUCAUUUUUUUCCCCUGGAAAUCAGUUUUAUCAUUUUUGGAAACUGUUUCCUGUGAACAAAGAAUCCCGUCCCAGUUUACUAGUUAUGGCCGCCUCACCGAGACACAGUGGAACAUCUUGGGCUUGGAUCCGCACACAUACAUGCACAAACACAAUCGCUAAGACACACACACACACACACACACACAGGCAUACACGUGUCAAAUGAAGAGAUUAUUACGACAACCAAACGAAUCCUAUGCUGUCCCUUUUCUGUUUUUAUAAAAUCUAGUAUUCUAGAUUUAAAAUCCUGUACAUAUGCUUUGUUUGGUGUUUUCUUUUGUUUGUUUUUAUCAUAGGAAAGCGGUGUUUACUGUGAUCCACAAAGGUGUUCCUCUAUGUGUGUGUGUGUGAGACGGCCAAACGUAUAUAUACAGUAUCUUAAAAAGUCACUUCUCAUCAGGAGCCCUUUGCUUUGUUUGAGCUCCACGCGACGCUCCAGGAGCCGUGACCACUGUUCAGGUGUGCCGUCGCAUCGUGAUCUCCACAAUCAUUCUCGCUGUAGAUGUUCGCUACAUGCCACAUUAUGAGCCUCUGGGUCUUAAUUUAGCUGUAUAGUCACCCCUGUUAUCACAACAUGGUUCAACCCGAUGCUGGUGGAUCAACCCAAUUUUAGGGCGUGAGGUGGGUCGGUGGGGCAUUAGGACGUCUGACCCCAAAUCAAGACAAUGAAAAUUAUGAUGAUGAUGAUAUUAUUUAAGACAAUCAAAGUCAUGAGUGGAGCUCAAAACAAAGUAAGAAUUAUUACAAGUAAAACAAAAAAUAUCUUACUAUCUCAACUUGAAAAAUCAAGAAAGAUAAUUAUGUAAAUAUAACAUAGAGUUAUAGAUUUAUAUUUUGUUCAUAACACAGUGUAAUAUAAGUUGUAUAUUUCUUUUUCUCUCCCUACUGUCUCUUUUAUUGAUGUUAUCCAUGCCACAGAAAAGCAGGAGUCGCAGUACUCUCACACAAAAAAAAUAAAGAAAAAUAUCAAAGAAAUAAAGAAAAACGUGAAAGGAGAAAAAAAAAAAAGCCGUGGGCUGCCACCACCAUCUGUUCUAAGUUCACUUUUUUUUCAGUAUUACUGCCAGACAAGGCUCUAAUAAAGACAGCAAUGUGUUCGGUAAAACU